ACACAGCACUGCACGUUAAACGAAUAUCGUUGUUCGGUAUUUGGCGAAGCACCAGUUUUAAUCAUACUUUGCAACUUGACAGUCUAUUUAUACCAGGCGUUAUUACGGUUUCUUGAGUGUUUAAGUUCCAGACAUGCCAUCACGGGACAUUAUAAUUAUAUUACUAUCUAUUUUUGGACUGUGCUUCACGGCGAGCAUUGCAGAUGCAAUUAUGUGUAAUUGCGAACACUGUGAUGAAGAAAAAAUGAUAGGUUCAGAAGAGAAAACAGAAGAGGAGACGACUACUCCCGCAUGGCGAGUCAUGUACAAAGAGGAUAGCGACGGUGACGGUAAUCGGACAAUUUGUGCCAUGGAUCGCGAUUUCAACAAUCGCACCUUCCCAAGCAUCUGUCACAUGUUAUGUUACAAUCAUUGCACGAGAUAUCGAGUGGAAGUUGAGGGGAAUGAUGCGAAGAAACAUGUCUUGGUUGCCUACAGAAUGAAUUACUACAAAUUGAGAGACGGAGCAUGCUGAAUAGGUUAUUCUCGAGACUGUGGCGGUGAGAAUGACUAUAUAACUUGAACCAGCCGUCGAUUAGUUGCUGUCGAAUUUCUUUAUAGACGACAUGUUCUAUGAUAUAAUCGCGAUUACUACAUAUAUCUUAAUCAAAAGAUCUGAAAUAUAUGUUAAUUAAGUUACUUUAAAUAUAUAUAUGUUAAACAAUAAAUAAACAAUAAAUUAAUAAACUUAAACAAUAAAUAUAUAUAUAUAUGUAUAUAUAAACAUUAGCUAAUACACAAUAUACGAAAUA
Odontomachus brunneus is the source of this 791-nucleotide messenger RNA. RefSeq lists its product as uncharacterized. Lineage: Eukaryota; Metazoa; Arthropoda; Insecta; Hymenoptera; Formicidae. The record is from RefSeq and is a predicted model, not a curated record. Bases 134 to 514 code for a protein of 126 amino acids. The transcript is spliced from 4 exons.